Messenger RNA from Harpia harpyja (harpy eagle), 1499 nucleotides. Its product is annotated as splicing factor 3B subunit 4-like. Lineage: Eukaryota; Metazoa; Chordata; Aves; Accipitriformes; Accipitridae. The transcript is spliced from 2 exons. The record is from RefSeq and is a predicted model, not a curated record. The coding region runs from base 590 to 1282 and encodes 230 amino acids.
GCCCCCUCCAGCCGCUGCCCAUGGGGCCUGGGGACAUGGCAGGGACAGCCGGGGCAGAGCGGAGCACACAGCGCAGCCGAGGCUGCCGGGAGAGGCCAGCGCUCGCCUGACCUACUUCUCCUUCCGCAUCACCUGCUUUCAUUUUCCCUCGCCAUGGCUCGGUCCCCCCGCCCGCCCACAGCCCCGCCAAGUCACGCCACCAGCUCCGGGGGCACGGAGAACCUGGGCCCCGCAGCUCCUGCCGCACCAGCGUGCAUGUGAACUGGCCACCCAUCCCCGGACACAGAGCGUGGCCGGGGUCUGGGUGCGUUGAAAGUCACCGGCCACAGCACUGGCACCGGCCGCCUCCCCCGCUGCCUGCACGGCCACCCAAGCGUCACCUCCCUGGCACGAAGCGAGUUUGACGGGUCUCAGCCCAGCCCCUCGUCGGGUCCUCUGGCCGCCCCGGGGCUUGCUGGGGUGUGGACAUGCAGCUCCCGGGGCAUGUCGGGGACGCCAGCGCUGCCGCGGGGAGCCGGGCAGGCGCCAACCCCCCAGACAGGGUGGCCUCCCCCACCAGCACCCCGCCGGCUCCCGCGGUGGGGUUACCAUGGAAAGGCGGCGGCAGCGCAGGGGGAGCGUGGGCUCCCGGGGGCUCCCGCCAGCAGCCCGUGUGCUGCCAGGAGGGAUUUCUCCGUGGUUUCAUCAUCCGCCGCCCGCCCUGAAGGAGAAGUUCCUGCUCCGUGCGCGGGGCAGCGGUCACCCCUCGAGGGCUGAGGUGCAGGGGCUGCGCUGGCCCUGCACCCCCCGCUGCACCCACUGCCCGCCCCCGCCACACUCAGGCCCAUCGCACUCGUGCCACGUGUGCACCGAGGGUGCACGGCACCAGCUGGCAGAGCUGCGCUGCCACGGCCUCGGGCUCAGCACCGCAGCGCUGCCAGCAAGGGGGGGCUGGCCAGCCUUUGCCCAGGCGAGUGGUCUCAGAGGGUCCCCACGACCCAACACUGACGCCUCCCCGCUGCCUCUCACCUCCUCAUGCCUGGGGGCUUCCCCACUCUGCACCCCCGUCCCCAGCAAGGGCACCCCAGCCCCAGCCAGCCCCUGGCCCAGCCCCGCUGCUCUGCACCAUCCCCUGCCCCACAGCUUCCCCUUCUCCACGCACCCACUUCAAGUUCCUGAGCCCAGCCCCUCCCUCCACACCCGGCACCAGCAUCACCACCGCAGCCUCGAGACGCCAGCAGCUGCCGCGUGCCUCUGCCAGCGCCAGAGGACCCCAGCCUGCUCCCCACAAGCCUGCUCCUGAGCAAGGGAAACCGAGGCACGCUGAGACUCACCGCACGCCAAAGCCAGCACCACCUCCCCCCGCCUGGUGAAAGCAGCCCCAGGUCAAGGGCAGUCGCGGCCCAAGACGGCGGCUCUGCUCUGAUGCGGGCCGUGGCGGGAGGGGACCCUCGCCAGCAGCGAGAAGCGAGGCACCCACUGCCGCUGCCAGUGUGCCAGGCCCAGCAAGUCACUGGCAU